This is a messenger RNA of Elaeis guineensis (African oil palm), 3055 nucleotides long. NCBI's taxonomy places the organism in Eukaryota, Viridiplantae, Streptophyta, Magnoliopsida, Arecales, Arecaceae. The record is from RefSeq and is a predicted model, not a curated record.
AGGAGCGCGUUGCAGACCGGCGUCAACUCUUGGAGUUCUCCCUCUCGGUCUCUCAUGCUCAUCUCUCUCAGCCCUCCCAAAUCUCGUCUUUCCCCAGCCCAUAUCCGUUGUCUCUUCCCAGCCUCCAUCCCCUAUAAGCCCUUCUCCUCCUCCUCUUCUUCUCCCACUCCAACCACAGCCCCAACUCCCAGCCCCGACGAAGACCUCGCCGGCCUCAUCCUCCAACAGAAUAACCCCUCCGCCGCCCUCCGCAUCUUCCGAUGGGCCGCCCGUAUCCCCUCCUCCCCCGCCGCCUCCCUCGCCGCCUCCACCGCCAUCCUCCGCUCCUUCCUCUCCUCCGAUCGCCCCGCCGCCGCCCUUCGCCUCCUCCCCGCCCUCCCCUCCCCUCCUGACGACUCCACCCUGGUCUCCCUCAUCCGUGCCCUCUCCCGCGCAGGCAACCCCAGAGCCGCCUUCCGCGUCCCCGACCUCCUCCACCCUCACCGUCCCCCCUCCCUCCGCCUCCUCAACUCCGUCCUCGACGCCCUCGUCCAGCACGACAUCGACCUCGCCCGCGACUUCUUCCGCCGAAAAAUGGCGGCUUUCGGCGUCCGCGGCGACGAGCGUACCUUUGGCAUCCUGAUGAAGGGCCUCUGCCGCACGAAUCGGAUCGCCGAGGCGUUUAAGCUCUUAAAACUCAUGAAAGGCAGCGGCUUGACGCCAAACCCGGUGAUCUACAACACUUUGAUCCAUGCCCUGUGCCGAAAUGGGAAGGUGGGGAGGGCGAGGAGCUUGAUGGGCGAAAUGAAUACCCCGAGCGACGUUACCUUCAACAUUCUGAUCUCAGCCUACUGCGGGGAGGGCAAUGUGGUUCAGGCCUUGGUGAUGCUGGAGAAAAGUUUCGAUCUUGGCUUCAUUCCGGAUGCCAUUUCAGUCACCAAAAUAGUAGAGCUUCUCUGCAACCACAGCCGGGCUAUGGAGGCAGUGGAGCUUUUGGAAAGAGUCGAGAAUAAGGGCGGUGCGGUCGAUACUGUGGCUUAUACCACUCUGAUUAAAGGGUUUUGUGGGAUGCAAAAGCCGCAGGUGGGGCGGCGCGUGUUGAAGGAGAUGGAAAGUAAAGGAGUUCUUCCCAAUGUGCACACCUACAAUGCCUUGAUCUCUGGGUUCUGCAAUUCGGGGAAGCUUGACUUGGCUAUGGAGGUCUUUGAAGAGAUGAGGAUAGAUGGCAUCAGUCCAAAUUUUGAAACUUUCGAUGCUUUGAUUCGAGGAUUAUGCUCAGGAGGGAGGGUCGCAGAUGGGUUGAAGGUUGCGAGCUUGAUGGAAGAAGAGAGAGGAGGACAUGGAGACAGAAUUAGUCCUUAUAAUAGUGUUUUAUAUGGGCUUUACAAGGAAGGCAGACUGGAAGAAGCCUUCGUGUUUCUUAACAGGAUGGCGUGCUCUUUUCCUAGGGCUGUUGACAGAAGCUUGAGGAUAUUGAGAUUCUGCCAGGAGAAUAAGGUUGGGGAGGCCAAGAUGGUUUAUGAUCAGAUGGUUGGGGAAGGUGACAUUCCAAGUGUGCUGAUUUAUGAAAGCUUAAUUGAAGGCUUGUGCAAGGAAGGGAAUGUUCGUGAAGCAUUUGAUUUGAUGAAUUUGAUGGUGGAGAAGGAUCUUUUCCCCGCGGUUUCGGCAUUCAAUGCAUUGAUUCAUGGCUUUUGCAGGGAAGGGAAAUUUAGAAGUGCCUCGAAGCUACUUGACGAGAUGGUUAAGAGGGGUUGCAAUCCUAAUGCCGAUAGUUAUGGUUCUUUGAUUUGUGGUCUUUGCAAGCAAGGCGAUUUGGACAAAGCAUUUGGUUUCUUGGUGCAAAUGGUGGAGGCAGAUCUCAUUCCUGAUCAGGACACAUGGAACUCCUUGCUAAUGAGUAAACAACCAUGCUUGAAAUGUGAAAAUGGAAAUCAAAUUAAUGAUGUUUUAUGCAGUUCUAGAGAAGAUUGAGUUGCUGAAAUUAUUAAAGAGCAUUCAUCAUCAAUUGAUCUAAGAGGGGCAUAAUUAUCUGAUAAGCUUGCUUGGAGUUGUAGGCCUUUCAUUGGUGCUUGAACUGAGCUAUGUCUUGUUGCAGAGGCCAGCAUUGGUGUGGAAUGGGUAAUGAAGAGUUGUAAUAGAUUUAGAUGGUUUCACAUCUUCCUGGGACCGGCUGACGGGCUGCCGCUAUUUUGCUUUAGAUGAUCGGCAUGGCAUGAUCUGCUUGUAGUUAAAAGAAUGACAAUGGAUGGUAUAAUACAAAUUUUUGAGACAUUUAAAUGCAAUUUUGGUUUUCAUCUUGUGGAACAGUUCAAGGUAAAGAAGAACAUAGAGGGGGCACAAGGACAUGAUCAGUCCUUAAAAAUAAUAUUUUGUAUGGAUUCUCCACGAGGGCAAAUUGGAAGAUGGCUUAUGAGUUUUGUUACAUGAUGGGAAGCUUUUGGUUGGAGCUCUUAGCAAAUGCUUGACUAUGUUGCAAUCUUGCCUAGAAGAAGUUAUAGGGAAGUUAUGUUGGUUUAUGAUCAGAUGAAUAAAUUAUCUGGAAGGUCUUUGAAGCGCCCUUCUAUAUGUUAGUUUGAUCACACUAAACUGAAAACAGUUGUGCAAAGAAGACAUGAAAAGCUAGCAGCAUUUGCUUAUCUGCAUCAAUUGUUCAGACAAAUUAUUUUCCUGCAAUCUGAACAUCUGAUGUUUUGAUUCACCUUUUUUUAGCAAACAUGACAAGUACAAAAAUGCUUCGAGUCUGCUGUGACGAAAUAGGAUGCACUGUUCUCCUAACCCUGAUUUUUGAAAAGAAAGACAGGCAAAGCCCAUCAAAAUCCCAUAAAGACUGUAAAAUAUAGUGAAGACAGGAUUUGAGCAUACACCACAAGGCUUUACCACCAUAACAAGAUGACAUCCCUGUUCUUCUACCACUGGUAGUCCUAGCCCUUUAGCAGUGAUUUGUUAGGCAGGGUUCUGAAUUACUUUGGGUGUUCCUCAUGGGUGUCCUUAUUACAUGGUGUUAUGAGAUGCUUUCUGGGAUCAUUUUGUACCUUGAGUCCUUGAUUCAAAGUGAGUAUGGAUGGAAAGCACUUAG